Clonostachys byssicola is the source of this 441-nucleotide messenger RNA. The record is from the annotation of a GenBank genome assembly. Lineage: Eukaryota; Fungi; Ascomycota; Sordariomycetes; Hypocreales; Bionectriaceae.
AUGUCGAAUAAUCAGGCACUCAAAUGUGGUGUAUGCGGAACCCCCGGGGCACAGCCGGUAGUGCUUCACGUCAGGCUUGGCCAAAAUGUUUUUCAGCAAGACACUGAUGAGCCUCACAUUGAUGGAAAGGUGGUGAUAUAUAUUGUUCAGCAGAAGACCGAUGAGCCUCACACUGGUGGAGAGGUGGUAGAUCUCUCAAACCGCGACGUGUUUUCAAGAAACACUAUUGACGAGGAUUCGCUUCUCUUGAGAGCUGGUGUCUUGGCAGCAAAUCCCGCAGAAAGGCCCCAGAAUCCGAGUAUACAGUCCCCCUUCGCCGUUAGUGUUGAGGGCAACACGGUGAUGGGUGGCAGCAUGCUCGUUGUUGGGCCUCUGUGUGACUCUGCACUAACGAACCUCCUAAACAAUCGGACAGAAAUGGCAAAGUUGAGGAAUAAAUAG